AUGGCGAGGACGAGAGCGAGAGCCACAACGGCCAAGACGGCCAGCGCAACCACGACAGCGGCAAACACCAGCGCGCCCGCCGCAUACACUCUCCAUGCCGAGGCCGAGACCCCGCCCCGGCUAUUCGUGAUCCCGAAGAAGGCGACAGACGCCGCGCGCAUCGUGACGCUGCAGCACCCGCGCUACGGAAAACCGACGCGCUACCUAGUCUGUCCCGAGGCGGGCUUCUUCGAGUUCACCAAGAUCGCCGCGCCCAAGACGACGCCGCGGAGCUGGCUGAUCGAGAGUGCGACACAGGAUGGCGCGGCGGCGUCAGCAGCUACGCAGACUACAAAGAGCGCCGACUUCUACGUCGCGACGCCCAUCGACCCCCUAUUCCUAAUCCUACCCACACUGGCCGCCGGCAGGGAGAAGAAGAAGCGCAUGUUCCUGUCGAGCGAGGACCACUUCGACGCCGUGUCAGACCCGAGCCGGCACCUGUCCAAGGUGCUGACGUGGCCCGCCGCGCGGCAGCUGAUCGAGGCGCGCAUGGCGGCCGUGUGCGACGCCGUCGAGGCCGGCGACGACCCCAUGUUCCGGCUGAACGAGGCGAAGCUGCUGCGCGAGCUGCUGGCCAAGGCGCGGCGCAUGGGCGCCCAGGGCCUGCCGCCGAGCAUGGAGGAGAAGUUCGUGGCCAAAACCCUCGAGGCGCCCAUUCUCGGCAUCCAGAGCCAGCAGGCGUCCUCCGAAGCCCUGCCCAGUGGCGACAGCACCCAGAAGGCAUCAGACGAUAGCGGCAGCAGCAACAUCGCGACACCCCAGUCGGAAUCCACCGACUCCCAGUCUACCGUUUCGUCGCUUGAGACGGCAGCCAGCGAAGCCUCGACAGCCGCUACUUCGUUAUCGUCAGACGGUACGGCCAGCAGUGAAAUCGUCAACGCCAUGACAGCGUCCCCAGAGGUCGUAGCGCUGCAGAGGCUGCGCGUGGCCUUUGACUUCAUCUGCUCGAGCUACCUAGUGCCAUCCCUGGCGGAGCAGCUCAAAGCGCAGCUUGCUCGCACAAGCACAGCCACAGCCACACGCGCGCGCGACGAGGACGAGGACGAGCGGCUGGAGAAGCGUCGCAAGAAGGAGGAGGAGGACAAGGUCAAGAAGGCCAGCCAGAGCCUGGGCGUCAAGAAGCUGAUGAAGGUCAACACGUCGGGCAUGAAGAAGCUGAGCGAGUUUUUCAAGAAGAAAUAA
Lasiosphaeria miniovina is the source of this 1221-nucleotide messenger RNA. RefSeq names its product ribonuclease H2, subunit B. The transcript is spliced from 3 exons. Gene Ontology annotation, biological process: RNA catabolic process. Bases 1 to 1221 code for a protein of 406 amino acids. NCBI's taxonomy places the organism in Eukaryota, Fungi, Ascomycota, Sordariomycetes, Sordariales, Lasiosphaeriaceae. The record is from RefSeq and is a predicted model, not a curated record. Gene Ontology annotation, cellular component: nucleoplasm; ribonuclease H2 complex.